Messenger RNA from Emericellopsis atlantica, 1172 nucleotides. RefSeq lists its product as uncharacterized. Gene Ontology annotation, biological process: mRNA export from nucleus. Gene Ontology annotation, molecular function: mRNA binding. NCBI's taxonomy places the organism in Eukaryota, Fungi, Ascomycota, Sordariomycetes, Hypocreales, Bionectriaceae. The record is from RefSeq and is a predicted model, not a curated record. Bases 262 to 1014 code for a protein of 250 amino acids. The transcript is spliced from 5 exons. Gene Ontology annotation, cellular component: nucleus.
ACCAUCGCGCACUUCAAAGCCGCGCUUUUGUUUCCAGCAAGUCUCAUUUAAAGCUCACGGACUUGAACAUUCCUUCACACCAAAGACCACACUGCUUCUUCAGCUGCGCAAUCGCGACGAACGCUCCUGCACUCUCGUCGCUUCCUGACCAUCGCGGCAUUUCUCUUUGACAAGCUCCCUAUCGUUUCUUCUCUCGAAGCCUUCGUUCAACGACGACAAGACACAUUUUAAUCUUCUCAACCUACCCUCACCAUCUCCAAAAUGUCUAGCAACCUCGACAAGGCUCUCGGCGAGAUCGAGAAGACUCAGCGCCGUGCCGGUGGCCGUCGUCGCACCCAGCGCAACGCCGCCGCUCGUGCCAAGGUCGCCAUUGCGGCCCCAACUGGAGGUGUCAAGAAGACCAGCAAGCCCGCCCGCAAGGCCGGUGCUAAGGCUGCGCCUGCCCAGAUUGCCCCUGCCAAAGGUGAAAGCAAGGUUAUCGUGAGCAACCUGCCUAGGGAUGUCACUGAGCAGCAGAUCAAGGAGUACUUUGUUCAAUCCGUUGGACCCAUCAAGAGGGUUGAAUUGGUCUACGGACCAAACUCGCAGAGCCGCGGUAUCGCCAACGUAUCCUUCCGCGAUGUCAACGGCGCCAGCAAUGCUUUCCAGAAAUUGAAUGGCCUGCUCGUCGACGGACGGCCAAUCAAGAUCGAGAUUGUUGUUGGUGCCGCGCAGGCAGACAAGAUUCUCCCUACUGCCAAGACUCUGGCUGAGCGCACUACUCAGCCCAAGGCUCAGCCCAAAGCCCAGCCCAAGUCUGCCGCGGCCGACAAGAAGGGCGCUGCCGGUAAGGCCAAGGCCGGCAAGGCUAAGAAGGGACGUGCCAGCAGCGGACGCCCAACUAAGAAGACUGCCGAGGAGCUCGACCUCGAGAUGGCCGAUUACUUUGUUGGCAACGAAAAUGCCGGCAACACGGCUGCGGCUCCCGCCCCUGCGGCCACUGGCAACGGCGAGGCCAUGGAGGAGAUCAUGUAAACUUAGCUUCAUCAAAUCAGCGCAGGGGGAACGGUUUGCAUUUUAAAUAAUUGAGGAAGUUGUCCAAGGCGUUACCGGAACAGGGAGGAUGAGAAUGCCGAUACCAACACUACCAAAUCACAAGCGAGAGAAUAUCUUCCCAGUUUCUGUAACAUGAC